Drosophila serrata is the source of this 3677-nucleotide messenger RNA. RefSeq names its product Regulator of G-protein signaling 7 (gene RSG7). The record is from RefSeq and is a predicted model, not a curated record. Gene Ontology annotation, biological process: regulation of G protein-coupled receptor signaling pathway; positive regulation of GTPase activity; intracellular signal transduction. Gene Ontology annotation, cellular component: cytoplasm; neuron projection. Gene Ontology annotation, molecular function: GTPase activator activity. NCBI's taxonomy places the organism in Eukaryota, Metazoa, Arthropoda, Insecta, Diptera, Drosophilidae.
UCAGCAGGAAGCUCCAAGGAGCCGAUUGACUUUGGGCCGUAAAAUGAUUACGGGCUAAAAGGUAAAAAACACGUCGCGCGCGAGCGAGAGAGGGCGAGUGCGCGAGCGAGAGAGCAAGGAGCAAGGAGCAACAGCAACAGCAACAGCAACAGCAGCGGAAACGGCAAAAGAGGAGCGGAGGAACAGCACAGAAACGUUUGGAAAAACUGCGCUCAAAAAAUUCUCAAAAAUAGGCAGGAAUCGGAGAAUUACCAAAAUAAGGAAAAUAUUUAAGGACACCAGCUCGGGGCAUAAAUAUUCAACAAAAUAUCCCAACAAGAAACGAGUGCCUGUGCGUGUGUGUGUGAGGCUGCCAUAACUCCUGAAAAUUUCUGCAUACAUAUACAAUAUAGCGAAAAAAAUCAGGAAAGGGAAAGUCAAAAAGUCCAAGAAAACGCAAGGAAAAACUAAAAGAAACUGCUAGAGAUAGAAAGGCAGAACGAUGAAAAUCCAGGAAAAUGGCCAUGAAAAAAGCAAAAUGACAGCCAGAAACUGAACAACUUUUCCAACUUUUUCCGUUUCCUUUUCGGAGCCUCUCAGCCAACAAAUUGAUUUGCACACACACACACACACGCACACACGAAAAUAGCUCGCUGAGCUGAGAAAACACCACCAAAGCAAGCCGCCACCACCCCUCUCUCUUCUCUACCGGAAAAGCACCUCUUGCUUUCCAUUUUUCCGUUGCUUUUUUUUGUUUUUUUUUGUGUGUCGUGUUUGGUGAUUGGAGCAGCCGGCACUGGGAUUAAAAAUAGCCAAGGCUCUGGAGAAAAACAGGCAAUACCGACGGCUGAUCCUUUAAAGAUGGUAACGAUGAACUCGGAGGCGGACAAAACACAAGCCACCAAUGCCACCAGUGCACCCGCCAAGCAACCAGCAGCAGCAGCAGCAGCAGCAACGGCGACGCCGCCCCAGCCAGAGGUGGUGCCAGCGGUAUCAGCAACACCCGCAGCAGGAACACCCACGGCGGAUUGCAGCAGCAGCAGUUGCAGCGGCAACAGCAGCACCGAUCCGCUGGCAGCAAUUCCACAUCGCAGCGAUGCAGCCACCACAACCCUGACCAAUGGCAAUAACAAUGUGGCAUUCCUGGAGAACGAGACAACGGUGGUGGUCACAAAGUUGGUAUCAGGAGCGAAUCCAGCUGGAGGAGUAACCACAUCGCCCAAGGCAGCACCAGUAGCAACAGUAGCAGCAGCAACAGCAGCAGCAUCCCCAAAAAUUGCAUCUGCAACGGCAGCAACGCAUGCUGUUAAAACAGUAAAUGCUGAUGCCACCACCUCAACCACCCCCUCAUCAUCGACAGCAGCAGCAUCAGCUGCGUCGGCAGCGUCAACGGGCACCGGCAAGCAGAGUGGCGGCAGCAGCGGAUUGCUGACAGUCAAUGCCAAUCAUCAUCAUCACCAUCACCACCAGCAAUCGUCGUCGCAGUCACAGUCAGCAUCGCAGGCACAGCAGCAACAGCAGCAACCACCACCGUCAUCGUCAACAACGCUGGCAGUGCCAUCGGCGUCGCAGCAAAGGGGUGGCAAGAACGAAGAUGCACCCAAUAUCCUAGUGUACAAAAGGGUAUAUCUACAAGAAAAAUUCUAUAUGGAGGCCAUCAUUGAGAAAAUGCAGGCGGAAACGACGGGCGUGGCCGUGCGCACGGUGAAGGCAUUCAUGAGCAAGGUGCCAUCGGUGUUCACCGGAGCGGAUCUGGUGGCAUGGAUCCUCAAGAAUUUCGAUGUGGAAGAUGUGACGGAGGCCCUGCACUUUGCCCACCUGCUUAGCUCCCAUGGCUACAUAUUUCCCAUCGAUGAUCAUGCGCUGACCGUCAAGAAUGAUGGCACCUUCUACAGAUUCCAGACGCCCUACUUUUGGCCCUCGAAUUGCUGGGAGCCCGAGAAUACGGACUAUGCCGUUUACCUUUGCAAACGCACAAUGCAAAAUAAAACGCGUUUGGAGUUGGCCGAUUAUGAGGCUGAAAAUCUGGCCAAAUUGCAGAAGAUGUUCUCCCGAAAAUGGGAGUUUAUAUUUAUGCAGGCCGAAUCGCAAAGCAAAGUGGCCAAGAAGCGGGACAAGCUGGAGCGUAAGGUGCUCGACUCACAGGAGCGGGCCUUUUGGGAUGUCCACCGACCGAUGCCCGGCUGCGUCAAUACCACCGAGAUUGAUAUAAAAAAGGCUUACCGGCGAGGUGGCUCCAGCCAUGGCACCGGAUCCGCUGGCGCCUCCUUGGCCAAGAAUCCUGUGGAGCAACUAACGAGGAUCAUAGCCCUACGGAAACAGAAGCUCGAGCGGCGAACAAUCAAAGUUUCCAAGGCGGCCGAGGCUCUGGUUGCCUACUACGAUCAGUACAAUGAGUUUGAUUACUUUAUAACCUCGCCGGAGCUGCCGAAUCCUUGGCAAACGGACAGCACCGAAAUGUGGGAUACGGAGAAAAAUAGCAAAGAAGUUCCUGUACGACGCGUAAAGCGCUGGGCAUUCAGUUUGCGUGAAUUGCUUAACGAUGCCAUUGGACGCGAGCAGUUUACCAAGUUCUUGGAAAAGGAAUACAGCGGCGAGAACCUCAAGUUCUGGGAAUCGGUGCAGGAGAUGAAGGCUCUGCCACAGUCGGAGAUCAAGGAGGCCAUCCAGAAGAUCUGGCAGGAGUUCCUUGCCCCCGAUGCUCCCUGUCCAGUGAAUGUGGACUCCAAAUCGGUGGAGUUAGCCCGCGAGGCGGUCAGCUCUCCGAAUGGUCCAAAUCGCUGGUGCUUUGAUGUGGCUGCCUCGCAUGUCUACCACCUGAUGAAGAGCGACUCGUAUUCGCGUUACCUACGCUCCGAUAUGUACAAGGAUUACCUGAACUGCUCGCGGAAGAAGAUCAAGUCCAUACCGAAUCUGUUCGGGGUGAAACGUUGAGACACGCUCCGGGGAUUCCCCGUCAUGGCAGUGGGCUAAGGCAGGGGCCCUUUGGAACAAUGAGCUAAAUCGGAAAACGGAAAUUAGUAAUCAUAAAUUAGAAAUCAGAAAUUGCGGAAUACUAAAACCAUAAAUCGGUAAUCAGAAAUCAGAAAUCGAACUCGGAAUCGGAAUUGGAAUCGUACUAGGACUAGGACUAAGGACAAAGGACUUUUGGGAACGGGGACUACUUUACACACUGUGUUUGGAACUACGCACUCAGUUGUGGGUGUGCUUGGUUACUGGGUACUCAGUACUUGGUACUAACAUCAUUUGUAAUUAUAUACUUAAACGUUGUUACUUAUUUAAUUUAAUCUGCCACUGUGUCGCGUGUUCUCUCGAUUUUAAAGUGUCUUUUGCGAUUUUUAUAAUUGAUUAAUUGUUUGUUGAUUGAUUUAGUUACCUCAACGUGCCCAACGGGCUUCAAUGCGGAGUCCGUGUCUCCCCCCAGACUUUCAGAUCCUUUCCAGAUCCCAGAUCCUAGAUACCAGAUACCAGAUCCUAGUCCUGUCCCUUGUCCCGCCAAACUCACUCUCUAGCUGUCUCCCUCUUAAUCAGAUGAAAAGCAAACGCCACUUAAGAUGAAAAUAAGAAACUGCCAAAGGGUCGAAUAAGAAGACAAAAACCAAAAUAUGGAAGGUUAUGCCGUAAUCCUUAGAGAUUAUAAAAUAAUGAUUAAUCUCUCAGUAAAAAAAAAAUAAAAUCCUUUACCAAAAGAAACUACA